GUGAUGCUUAUAAGAAACAUUAAGUUAAUGCACUCUUAUUAUUGACUGUUACGUUAGUUCAGAGAAAAACUACUACAAAGUCUGUGGUUGCCAAUUGGGUGUUGAUGUAAGUACUUGGGAAGUGCAGAUCAAAUCAAUGGGGAAGCAGAGGCCACUUGGAAGGAACUAUUACCAGGUCGACUUGAGAAAAGCAUCCUGAUUCUUAGGCAGCACUUUAUGUGUCUUGCUUUCAAAACAACUGAAACAAACCGAAAUCCUGCGGUCACCUACUGUACUUGAAGUAAUCAUGCAAGGCAGAACCAAUGCUAUUCUAAUUUGGGAUAUCUAUUGUAUCUUUUGACAGCACAUUGCUCCAUCAGCAUAUGUUGUUCAACUGCUUACACAGUUUGGUCUUUCCACAAUUUGGCAUCUGAUUCUCAAAAACCACUGGGACGUGAUUAUUUGUUCUUAUAAAUUCAGGUUAAUUUACAAAAUUCCGUCCAGUAUAGUGCUAGCACCAUGUUGUGGGCUUGGGGUGUGGCCAUAACCUUAAUACUGGGCUCAGUUCCACUGAAACUGACUGGAGGCAGCUGUCCUUCCAAGUGUCUGUGUGCAUCUGAUAUCCUUAGCUGCAGCUCCCUCGGCUUGGAGCAACUGCCUGCCACACUGCCCACAACAGCUGCCACACUAGAUUUUAACCACAAUCAACUAUCACAACUAGAAGAAGACAGUUUUGCAGGACUGCCUCGGCUGGAUACACUACAACUGGCGCACAACCGACUUAGCAUACUGGCACGAGGGACCUUCCAAAAUGCUAGCAGCCUGAGGCACCUUGAUCUGUCAUCCAACCUCUUCCAUGUUGUGGAGCAGCAUUACUUCCAAGACCUGGUCGGGAUGGAAGAGCUGCUUCUCUUCAACAACCGCAUCACCCAAGUGGAGAGUCGGGCAUUAGCCGGGCUUAGCAACCUGCACAAGGCCUACCUGAGUCACAACCUUCUCACAGACUUCCCCUUUUUCUCAAUACAGGAGCACAGCCACCCUUUGCUGAGCACACUGGACCUUUCUUCCAAUCGCAUGCCCAAACUACCACUGAAGGACAUCUUGGCCUUGCCUGCUGUAGUGCAGAGUGGUCUCUUUCUGCACAACAACACACUGAUCUGUGACUGCUCCAUGUAUAGCCUUUUCCAUCACUGGGAGCAGCGGGGCUUUGCCUCAGCUAGGGAUUACCACCAUGAACACACCUGUCUGUUGUAUGGAGAACGAAGAGCUUCUGUACGAUUCUUCCAGCAUAGACGCUCCUUUGAAAACUGCAACUUGCACAUACCACAGGGGUUGGUGGGAGAAAAAGACAACAGCUUGCAGGCUUAUGUCGGUGAUUCAAUCACACUUGAGUGCCAGACUUCACUGAGAGGGCAUCAAAUGAGACUUAUAUGGGUUACGCCCCACGAUGGGGACAUUGCCCCUCCAGGCAACAAUAAUUCACUGCGCAUGCAUGCUAAUGGGAGUCUGGAAAUCAUCUCAGCACAGGUCAAAGACUCUGGGGUGUACGUGUGUAUGGCCCUGAACCAUCAGCGCAAUGAGACACAAGGGGUAAAUGUGACACAAGAGGUAAAUGUGACAGUGGUACCACAACCAGUGGACCAUGAGCCCUUCAAUACCGGCUAUACUACCCUGCUAGGCUGUGUGGUGAGCCUGGUGCUGGUCCUGAUGUACCUGUACCUGACACCCUGCCGCUGCUGGUGCCGUAAGCAGCCCCCUGCACCCACUACUCCUAGCCCAGCCAAUGAGUGCAGUGCGCAAUCAUCCAUCCUGACACCCACGCCCCCCGCCACCACUGAGGGACCCGGCCGUAAGGUCAGUAAUAACAAGCACGUGGUGUUUCGGGAGCCUGUCAAGGAGGUGCAGAAUGGGCGGCUGCACAUCAAACCUCAGGUGCUGCGCCACAAUGCCGGGUCUGUAAUGUCUGUUUAUUCCGACACACCCAUUGUGCCCUAACCAACCUACUGUAAUAGCCACUGCUCCUAACCCAAACUCCAUCCCUACAGGUGAAUGGUUCCCUCCACAAGGGCAGCCAGCCUUACAGCCUCUGAGAGCAGGGCAGGAGUACUAGAGUAACUAGAGAUGAGGUGGGAUGGAGCAAAAGACAGGAAAUGUUAUGAUGCCAUAGUGAGACUUAGAGAAGCGGAAGAGAGAGGAGGACAGUGUGCCUAAUGAGUAUCUACAAACACUACAACCAAAGCUACACUCCUUAUAGACCAUUUAGCUAUGAAUGCCUUGUUAACAAAUAUAAAUAAGCCACUGCAUUAUACAAAAGCACCUUUUCACAAAAAUCCAGUAGCUACAAAAAACAACAAAUGCUGUUGUAUAUCUAUAAUCAGCACAUGUUUGGUAAAGAGAACACACUAAAAACAACUGUGAACAAGUCUGGUUUCCACUCCCACUGUGAUUUACACCACAUUUUCAUUUUCCUAUUUUCCUAGUUACUUGAUUCCGAACAGUUUAUGUGGAAAAAGAUGGGGAGACAAAAGAUGAAUUGUAUUUUGAUUACAAUUUACAACCAAGAGGGGUAAUUGAAAAGUCUCCUAUUGAUAUUUGCCAAUCUUGAGGUCUUGACUUCUAAUGCCAGGAGGGAAAUUGAUAUUGACCAUGUGACAAGAACGGAUCCUGCAUGGACGAUAACAGUGUACUGUAACUGAAAGGAUGGAACAGACAGAUCAUUUCCAUACCGUAACCUUUCCCCCGUGUCAUGAUUCCAUGUCUCUUUUCUCUCUCAGCACCUUCCUGUUUUCCCUUUACCAAA
Molecule: messenger RNA, 2779 nt
Organism: Sardina pilchardus (European sardine)
Lineage: Eukaryota; Metazoa; Chordata; Actinopteri; Clupeiformes; Clupeidae
Gene: amigo3
Product: adhesion molecule with Ig-like domain 3
Exons: 2
Coding region: 499-1974 (491 amino acids)
Biological process (GO): brain development
Cellular component (GO): membrane
Molecular function (GO): protein binding
Source: RefSeq, a predicted model, not a curated record